CGUAGACCUCCUGGACCAACCUACAUUACCUACAUAUCUACCCACGCUACGCAAUCCGAGACCAGCCGUAACGUCGAUCGUCCAUGGGCUGAACCACAUUCUGACAAUAUCACACUCCGUUUUACGAAUCGUAGUGUGAGGUAUCAGCCCUCACGUUCAACGACGGACCCACCAGCGACUCUUGCUAAAGACACUCCCUACACAUUAUAUCUGGAGAUAGGCUUCAAGGGUGGGUUGGUGGAUUGUGACUUAGAAGCGCUGACGAUAAUAUGGCAAGUUUCGGCCGUUCGUUCAAGCCUUCUUCGUAUCUGUCUUCAAUGUCUAUGAAGAGACGACCGCCGCCGCCCGCGAGAACCAUGUCUAGCUCAUCCGAAGCCUCACCGCUCUCUUCUCCCGACAUUCGGCAGGAUGAUAUUAUCUUCUCCACGAGACCCUCGCCGAGCCUCCCGAUGGAUAAAUCGCAUUAUAAACAACCCGGUGCUUCCCCGAAGUUGAGACCUAAUAGUGGAGUUGGAAAAAAAGAACCGUCCUUGUUCGACUCUCCUAGAUCAACACCAGCGCGCACUCGUCCAAUUGCUAUCGAAUUGCCUACUACCAAGAAAGUCAACAGCGCCCCUGUCUACACUCCACCUGCACCACUCUCCGCCCGAGGCGAUCUUCCUGGUGGUUAUUUCCCCUUGCACGAAGAUCAAAAUCGAGUCUAUUGCCCUCAUCCAUUUCAACUCGAUGCUUCCAAGGCUCGCUUGAAAUCUAUCGAACGUGCCGGCCAGUCAGGUUCCCCUGACGCUGACAGAAUCAUAUCCACCACAGCAGCGACGGGAGUAAUCCCAUCUACAACCCUCCCUAUAACCAUGGCCGAACGAUCCGCGCGACUUGCACCGCCGCCGCAGAAUGCUUCGAGUGUGCCGGAGUCUACUUUCGAUUCCGGAUCCAACACACCCGUUGCCAGCUACAUGCCGACCGGCACUCAGGACAGCCCUCUACCGAUGGGCAAAUACUACCCAUCCAACUACGUAAAGAGGAAAGAAGAGAAGCGAAGCAGGCAACAGACUAGACCACCCACCUCGAACCCUAUACCCCCGGUGUCGUCCAAGUCGGAAACCCAGGUUCCUACUACUAGGGAUUCGGCGAUGGGACAUUCGCGUAACGAGUCGGAUGCUAAACGCAGACUACAACAAUACCAACGCGACAUGAUUGCCCAAGCAACGUUGGCUCUUAAUGGUGGAAACGUUAAUGCGGCCACUCUUAAUUCGCUGAGGACGAUUGGAUUCACCAGCAUGUCGUCCAAACCGAGUAAACCCCGACUGGCACCGUUGGGUUCGCCUGGGCCUGUGACACCUAUGGAACUGGAGGGUUCUGAUGAGGGCGGAUAUUUAGGGGCGCGGGGUCCGACGGAUGCUCAAGUUGAAGAGAUCGCUCGUGCUAUUAGGGCCGAAGAGGAUCGCAAACGACGCGAGGGUGCGACAUCCCCGGCUGUAGAAUUGGGUCCCAGCACCUUUUGAGUACGGUAUCUUCGCCUAUGACAAACAGCACAGUGCUGCUACUGUUGUCACUGGGUCUGCUGAUAUGAAGCGUCAUCGACUGCCAUAUUCCUUUUCCAACGCCGCCCCCAGUGACUACUGGACCUAUGGUUCAGUCACCUAUACCAACCACGACUGCACAUCAAUCUCGGCAUGUUUUAAGAACGGGAAGGAACUCCUGU
This is a messenger RNA of Hypoxylon trugodes, 1702 nucleotides long. RefSeq lists its product as uncharacterized. NCBI's taxonomy places the organism in Eukaryota, Fungi, Ascomycota, Sordariomycetes, Xylariales, Hypoxylaceae. The transcript has 4 exons. Bases 270 to 1502 code for a protein of 410 amino acids. The record is from RefSeq and is a predicted model, not a curated record.